Molecule: messenger RNA, 1633 nt
Organism: Hordeum vulgare subsp. vulgare (domesticated barley)
Lineage: Eukaryota; Viridiplantae; Streptophyta; Magnoliopsida; Poales; Poaceae
Product: gallate 1-beta-glucosyltransferase 84A24-like
Exons: 1
Coding region: 119-1525 (468 amino acids)
Molecular function (GO): UDP-glycosyltransferase activity
Source: RefSeq, a predicted model, not a curated record
AGAGCGAUGCCCCUCCAUCUCGAUCAGGCUCCAUAUAUAUAUAUAGCCCAGUUCCAAACAUCGAACACGUACGCUAGCUAGCACGAUCGAUCAUCGAUAUCGUAGGCGAGGCCACACGAUGAGCUGCCAAGAAGGCGCCAUGCCAGCGGCGGCGGUGGCGCAGCCGCACGUCCUUCUCGUGUCGUGCCCGCUGCAGGGCCACGUGAACCCGCUACUCCGCCUCGGCCGGCGCCUCGCCGCCAGGGGCAUCCUGGUCACCUUCACCACCCUCCGCCACGCCGGUCUCCGUGCCACCCACCGCGACGGCGUCAGCUCCGAGUUGUACCAGCUGCGCGACCACGACGGCGACCAGAUGAACCCCGAAGACAUGCUACGGCACGUCGUGGCUGAGGGCCCCGCGGCGCUGGCCGAUCUGGUCCGGCGCCAGGCCGACGCCGGCCGGCCGGUCACCUGCGUCGUCAACACCACCUUCGUGCCCUGGGCGCUCGACGUGGCCCGGGAGCUGGGCCUCCCCUGCGCCACGCUGUGGAACCAGUCCUGCGCCGUGCUGUCCCUCUACCACCACUUCUACAACGACGACGCGUCGUUCCCGAGCGCGGCGGACGACGCGCCGGUGGCGCUGCCCGGGCUGCCGCCCAUGUCCUUGGAAGAGCUGCCGCUCAUGGUUCGCCCCGAGUUCGCGCACAACCUCUGGGGCCAGAUGCUCCAGGCGCAGCUGCUGGAGGUUCAGGGGAAGCAGGCGCCGUCCUCCUGGGUGCUCGUCAACACCUUUUACGAGCUCGAGCGCGACGCCGUAGACGCGCUACGUGCAUGCGCCGUCGCCGCCACGCCCGUCGGCCCGCUCCUGGACGAUGAGCCGGCCGUGGCCGACGACGACGGCUGCGUGAUGGCGUGGCUCGACGAGCAGCCGCCGCGCUCUGUGGUGUACGUGGCGUUCGGCAGCCUGGUGGACAUCGGGCGGGGCGAGACGGCGGCACUGGCGGAGGGGCUGGCCGGCACGGGCAGGCCGUUCCUUUGGGUGGUGCGGGACGACCUCCUCCGCCUCCCGGAGCCCGUCCUCGCCGCAUGCCGCGGAGACACCGGCAGGAUCGUGCCGUGGUGCCCGCAGUGGCGCGUGCUCCGGCACGGCGCGGUCGGGUGCUUCGUGACGCACUGCGGGUGGAACUCCGUCACCGAGGCGCUGGCCGCGGGCGUGCCGGUGGUCGCGUACCCGUGGUGGUCGGACCAGUUCACCAACGCCAAGUUCUUGGUGGAGGAGUACGGGGUCGGCGUCCGGCUGCCGGCGCCCGUCACGCAGGGCGCGCUCUGUGCGUGCAUCGAGGAGGUGAUGAGCGGUCCGGAGGCAGAAGCGAUCCGCACGAGGGCGACGGCGUGGAAGGAGGAGGCGGCGGUGGCGGUGGCCGACGGCGGGUCCUCGGGCCGGAGCUUAGAGGCUUUCGUUGACUUCUUGCGGGCGCCCAUAGGAUCUCGUGGAGUUGACACGAUUAGCUCGCCGGCAAAGCAGGGAUCAGUCAGUUCGUUAUAAUUUCGCGGUGGCGCUGGAAUAAACCAUCUAUCACUUGAAGAACAUUUUUGUUGAGCUCCAACACGUUCACCGUCCGGCACCAUUCUAUGGAUAUUAUGCUCCUCGAAA